Molecule: messenger RNA, 12983 nt
Organism: Mobula hypostoma (lesser devil ray)
Lineage: Eukaryota; Metazoa; Chordata; Chondrichthyes; Myliobatiformes; Myliobatidae
Gene: pde3b
Product: phosphodiesterase 3B
Exons: 16
Coding region: 61-3405 (1114 amino acids)
Biological process (GO): signal transduction
Cellular component (GO): membrane
Molecular function (GO): protein kinase B binding; calmodulin-activated 3',5'-cyclic-GMP phosphodiesterase activity
Source: RefSeq, a predicted model, not a curated record
GAUACCCAAGUGCGUGUGCGUAAUAACACACGAAAGGACGAAGAAAAAAAACCCUUAAACAUGGCGAUGAGGAACGAGGGGGAUUCGGCAGCGCACAGUAUCAGCAACGCCAAGUGCCAGGAGGAGAGCAGUCGGAACGGUUAUGUGAAAAGCUGCGUCACUCCUUUGAAACAGGACCGUGGGUUUUCCGUCUGCAGGUGGUGUAACUUGGAGCGGCUCGGUUUAGCGCGCCCGAAACUUCCAGCCUUUUACGUCGGGGGCGGCUGCAGCGCCUUUGCAAUACUCGUGCUGUCCAUCGUGGCUAGGAGAUGCCUGGACGAAGAGUUUCUUUCAUCCUUCUUGCAGACUUUCCAGUCGGCGUGGGCGAUCGUAUUCCAGUCCCUGAGUCCUCUUUUUAGCAUUUGCUGUGCCUUCUUUUGGUUGACAUUUUAUUUAAGGAAGAGUAAAAGGGAAAGUAACACGGUUUGGCUCCUGUCAUUGCCACCAUGUUGCUACCUCGGAGAUUUUUUGGUGGUGCAAGUUUUAUUCGGAGAGGACCAGAUGUUUCUUUGCAGGUUGCUGGCUCCAGCUGCGGUGCUGGGUUGUGUGGGAUUGUUGACAUUACUCUCCACUUUGAAAGUGAAACAGAGCGUCCUGAUCUUGCUGUUCUCCAGUGUUGUUAGGUUGGCAUCCAUCACCAGUUUGAUCGCUCUACCAGCAGCUCUGCGACCCCUCUUGGCCUGUGGGGUCGGGAUGGUGGGAGCUAUCAUUGCUGUGUAUUUUGAUUACUUAUUUCCUAGGGAAGCCCGUCGCAGGACUGCCCCAGAAGAAAAAAUACCUGUGAUCAAGCCCCGCAGGCGGUCGAGUUGUGUAUCUUUGGGAGAAACGUCAACCAAUUAUUAUGGUGGCAGUAAGAUGCCUAGGAGGACGUCUUUGCCUUGCAUAUCGAGAGAGCAGAUGAUCCUCUGGGAUUGGGACUUGAAACAGUGGUUCAGGAGUUAUCAGUAUCAGAAUUCUAGUAAUGGCUGUGGAGUGGAUCUUGCUGUUAUGGGUGAGGCACAGAGCUUGGUUACAGACCUUCUUGCUGACCCAUCAGUCCCUUCCAAUAUCACAUCAUCUCUGCGAACUGUCAGCAGUCUAAUUGCAUCCCAGCUCACGUAUUCUAAUACACACAGGCCAAGAGUGAAUCCCCUUACAUCAUUCUCUGACUCUUACACCUGUUCAGAAAUGGAGGACUCUUCGGAUAAAGGGGAAAGAAUUUUUCCAAAGCGUUUGAGAAGAAGUUUACCAACUGGCCAGCUAAGAAGAAAUACAGGAACAUGGACAACCACCACAUCAGCAACUGGCUUGCCAACAAUGGAGCCUGCUCCUCUUAGAUGGGAUCGGAACAAUGGAAUAAAACCAUACCCAGAGAGUGGUUCAGUGAGUUCUUUAGGUGUUGGUUCACAGGCAAAUGGACCUUCCAGUUCAAACUUGUUGACAAUUCCUAAAUCUCGAUCUGCAUCCUUAUCUUUAACAUCACACCACCUUGGGCCCAGACGAGCAGGUACUUCUCCAAGCCUCAGUCCUGUGAAUUCCCCAACUCAUGGACCAGGGGCAAUGGCAAGCUUUAAUCGCUCACCAGUAGAAUUUCCUGAUACAGCUGAUAUUUUGACCAAACCAACUGUGAAUCUUCAUAAACCAAUUGGAUACACAUUUAGUUCUCCAGAGUUUCAACAAUCAGCUAGAAUAUCAAGCACAAUACUCUGCAGCAGUUGUGGCCGGCAUGUGACUAGACCUGUUCAAAAUACAGAUUUGCAAACAGUUGCAGAAUCACCACAUGUCAAGAAACCAGAUGAAGGUACUGAAAAUGCUGCUAGUAACAAUGAAUUGAAGGAAUCAAAGGAUACAUUGGGGACAGAAUGUAAAGAUCAGCAAGAGAGCAGAAAAUCCAAGAAAUUUACAAAUCACGAGGAUCAGCUGAUAGAACAACAGAAUAGUAAAUCUGGGCAAGUGCCAGACCUUUCACUUGACUCAAUAGAUAUAGAAAACACUGGGCUGUGCAUGGAUAAACUAAAUAGUUGGAAUUUUCCCAUUUUUGAACUUGUCGAAAUGACUGGGGGACAGUCUGGAAGAAUUCUUAGUCAGGUCAUAUAUUCUCUUUUUCUUGAUACUGGCCUAUUUGAACUUUUCAAAAUCCCCGUUCGAGAGUUUAUUAACUAUUUUAGUGCACUGGAAAAUGGGUACCGUGACAUUCCUUAUCACAACCGUGUCCAUGCCACUGAUGUGCUUCAUGCUGUUUGGUACUUAACGACAAGGCCUGUUCCUGGAUUCCAACAAGUAAAUAAUGAUCAUGUGACUGGAAGUGAUACAGAUUCUGACAGUGGAAUAUCUCCUGGCCGGGUUGCAUAUAUAUUUUCCAGAAGUUGUGCUAUUACAGAUGACAGCUAUAGUUGCCUUGCAUCAAACAUCCCUGCUCUGGAGUUAAUGGCACUUUAUGUUGCAGCUGCCAUGCAUGACUAUGAUCAUCCUGGGCGUACUAAUGCAUUUUUAGUUGCAACAAAUGCACCUCAAGCUGUCCUAUAUAAUGACAGAUCCGUCUUAGAGAAUCAUCAUUCUGCUGCAGCAUGGAACUUAUUUAUGUCUCGUACGGAGUUCAACUUCUUGGCAAACCUAGAUCAUGUUGAGUUCAAACGGUUUCGUUUCUUGGUGAUUGAAGCAAUCUUGGCUACUGAUCUGAAAAAACAUUUUGAUUUUCUCGCUGAGUUUAACUCCAAGCAGAUAAAUGAAGUUAAUAAUCCAGGAAUUGAUUGGACCAAUGAGAAUGAUCGUUUAUUAGUGUGCCAGGUCUGCAUAAAGUUGGCUGAUAUCAAUGGCCCUGCUAAGAGAAGGGAACUGCAUCUACAGUGGACAGAAGGCAUUGUGAAUGAAUUCUAUGAACAGGGAGAUGAAGAGGCAAGUCUUGGGUUACCCAUUAGCCCUUUUAUGGACCGUUCUUCACCUCAGCUGGCAAGGCUGCAGGAAUCUUUUAUAACACAUAUUGUAGGGCCUCUGUGCAACUCAUAUGAGGCUGCAGGAUUACUACCAGGUCAAUGGGUGGAUGAUGAGGAUGUUGAUCCAGAAUGCGGUGAGGACGACGACGAUGAUGAUGAUGCAGAAGAAUUAGAAUUUGAAGAUGAAAUUGAUGACGACCUUCAUCUACCAAGAAGGCAAAGGAGGAAGAGGAAAAGGAGACAAAGAAUCUUCUGCCAGAUAAUGCACCAUCUGACUGAAAAUCAUAAACUGUGGAAGAAAGUAAUUGAAGAGGAGGAGCGUGAACAGCAAUGCAAGUCAGAGCUAAAUCUACAGCAGACAGAUAAUUCAUCCUUACCUCAAACUUCAGAUGAAAUCCAGGUAAUUGAAGAAGCAGAUGAAGAAGAAGAGAAACAACAAGUUGAGGAAAAAUAGUGCUGAAUAAGUAAUAUAUUGCUGACAUUAGAAACUGCUGUACUUUUUGUUAAAAAGGCCUUAUUACUGUGAGAGGGUUCUGGCACUCACCAGGACCCCAGUUCUAUGCACUUUUACCCAUGGAAAUAUUUGAGUUUGUAUUCCAUGAAACAAAGCCCUUUGUGCCAUUUGGUGUCCAAGUGUUUUCGUUAUGAUGCUGCCUUGCAGAAUAAAGAGUGCUCAUUUUCCAUGCGGUACUGGAGGAUGUUGCAAAAACUUCAACUUAGCAACUGCUGUUACCAAAGUGAACUGAAAGUUUACCAUUUUCCGUUAAUAAGGAGGAAGGUGGAUUUUAAGCGUGUAUCACAUGCCCAGUACCUGUCAGGUGGACUUGAAAAUUGCAGGUUGUCCCUGUAGGCGUUCAGAAUGGAGUACUGCGGUCAAGAGCCUUAUUAGAAGGACCUUUGUAUUUUUUUUCUCUCUCGAAAAGAAUCUGAUUUAAUACAGGUAACAGAUAUUAAAUCCUUAACUCAUUAUUUGACUGAGAAAAUGUUAGAGUAACUGAAAAUUCAAGCUGCAUCAUUUUUCUGAUGUCCUUUAAUGUUGUGUACAAAAUUUUUUUGGUUUUUGUGCUGGAAGUAAUCAGAAAUGUGCAGUGGCCAAGCAUUUCAGUUUGCUCAAACAUCACCAUAUAAUCGUUCUGUAAUAGAACGUUCGCAUGACAUUAAUGAUGAAAGGUAUUUCUUUAAUAGUAUGUUUUUUUGUCACUGCAACUCAGGAUCAUGCAAAGAUAUACAUGAAGCAAUGCCAUUGAAGAUAUGCAAGUUGUGGUUUGGGGAAGUCAUUGACAAAGUAUACGGCUUCAUCCAUUUCUAUUUAGAUAGUUCAAUUGGUCUUUCAAGUCAUACAUCAUAAACAAACAUCCUUAUGUAUCCACAUUGCUCGUAGUAAGUUGGUUAUUGCACAUCACCAUGCUGAAAGGCUGCUGUGUAUUGCAGUCAGUAUACCAGUGAAAAGAGUAUACUUGCCAUGAGAUUUCAGUAUGAUGGAAUAGGACAGAUUUGUGUUAUGUGUGUUUCCACUACUCUUUUUCCAGUACUCUUUUUCCACAAUAUAAAUUCUAGACAUUCCACAAGGGCAUUGUACCUGCUCAGACGUAUUUAUCUGCAAACUCAUCCCAUGUAAAGAUGGUUGCAAAAAAAAAUGCAUGUACAGCUCUUACACAAUAUUUGUAAAUUAGUUUAGGCUGCAGGUAUGUAAUUUUCUUAUGCAGACUGUACAAAAUAGUUACCAACAGUUGUGCACCUUUUUUCAUACCAAACAGAUAUUUUCGAUUAUGCACAAAUAACUACAUUAUAUAAAAAUUCAUCUGAAAUCUUUGUAUUAAUGGAUUGUAUCAGAAUGCAUUUUGUACAUAUGGAGCAGUUGAUACAAGUAGAGGGACAGUAAUAAUCCUAAGCUAAAAAUUUUUAGUAGCAAGAAGUUGGUCUGUAAUAGUGACAGGAAAUUGUAUUGUUCCUUAAUUUCUGCAACAAUAUGUUUGUGUGCCUUUUUACAGCCACCUACAAUAUUAAUAAUCAACCUCAAGUUGACAUGGGGUCAUACAAUGAAUGCUGAACUCUGUCCUAUUAAAUCUGAAUCCUUAAAUUUGUAUACUGCUAAUAAGCAUGUUAUAUAAUCAGACAGACUCCUCAGUGACUGAUGAGGAGCAAGGAAGUGGUACUAUAUCAUGGUAUAGUACUUGACUGACAAAAUAAGGAAAAGUUAAUCAGACUAAAUGCUCCAACCAUGUUUGCCAAAUCUUGUGUUAGCUAUGCACUAAAUGCUAAAAGUUAAACACCUCGUAACAGCACAUUCUGUAUGUAAUUUAUUCCAUUAAAAUUCUCAUGGUUUUUAUGUAUAUGUAUAUAUGUGUAUAUUUUGAUAUAUGCAUGUAUAUACAGUUUUAUGGUUACUAUCCAUUUUGAGUCUUAAUUGUGUUUAUUUUAAAAAAUGUGACUAGGUAAACAUAUUUUCAGAAAAUAUUUUAGUGCAGAAAACCGCUACACAUUUUCUGUUGAUAUUUAAGAUUACUUAGAGCAAUCUAUUUGCUUUAUAAAUUAGUGUGUAAUUUUUAUAUUUGUUUUGAGUGUACUUUUAAAACACUGCCCAUGUUUGGUAUGUUACAGCCUUUUUAAAAAAUGGUAAUAUGGUACAUCAUUUUCUUGAGUUUACUGAAGUUCUUCUCUAAGUUCUUUGAUCUCUUGGAAAGCAUUUUGUACUUCUGGUUUUUUUUUAAUAUUCUUUCUUGUAAUAUUUGACUUGAAGUGGUGGUUAGUUCUAUCAAGAGAAGACAGUAUUUUGAUCAUUUGCUACCACAUUUAUCAAAAUAGGGUUAAGUAGAUGCUAUGCUAUUGAAAGUCAGUUCACAUUAGCUGUCUUAUAAUAGGACACAGGUGUCAAGUAACACUUUAAAACAUUACUUUUGCUAAUUUUUCAUUUAUUUUGUAAAUGUAACUGCUUUAACCCUGCCACUGAAUGAUACGCCUUAAGUCAAUUUCCUUGCAUUUAAGUUAAUAGAUUUAUACAAUUUACUAACUUAUGUAAUUUACUAAGUUAAAUUCAUCUUCACUUAUCAUUUAAUUUAAUUGAAAUUAUCCCAAAUCCACAAAGAAAACUUAAUCAGUGUGCUGUUAAUUACUGAAUGAGAACAUUUUAUCUACAUCUCUAUCUCCACUUGAAACCUCAGUAUGGAUAAAAUUAUUUAUUUUGUCAUCAACAACAGGUAUGGUACUUCUGGUGCAAGCAAAGAUUUUAUAAUUGUGUUUAUUUAUUCUAUUCCCACCUUUUCAAUCUUUUUCACCUGUUUAACUAUGCAUUUGAUACAAUCUGUUUAAGCAAAUUCACUCAUUUUUUGGCACUUACAUUUUUUGUACCAGUUCACCAACAGUGUUUUGUCAUGAUAGACUAAUCUCUCUGUAUCAAUUUUGCAUCAGUUGUCAGCUAAAAUAGUCAAAAAUAGAAUAGCUUCCAAUUUUCAUUGUCACAAAACUUUCAUUGUGACUGCAUCAUGAGGUAUCUGCUUAACUUGUCUCAAGAUAUUUGAAUAUGAUAUACCAGAGGAGGCUCAGGAAAUAAAAAUAGAGGUGUAUGGACUUAUGUGAAGCAUAGGCAGCAGUAAACUUUUCCUCAUGGCAGAAUUGUUGAAGACCAAAUGACAAAAAAGUCAGAAGUUCAAAAUUAUAUCUAAGUAUGUAUACCAUAUACAAGCUUGACAUUCAUCUUGCACUCAUCCACAAGACUAUAGAAUCCAUGAGAAACCACAUACAACAAAGACCACCAAACAACCAAUGUGUAAAAGAGGACCAAUCAUGCAAAUAGUAAAAAAAAAGUAACAAAUAACACAGAACAUGAGCUGCAAAGUCCCGAAAGUGAGUCCACCUGUACAAAAUCAUUUAAGCACUGAGGCGAGUGAAGCCUCUCCAGGAACCCACUGGCUGUAGGGCAAUAACUGCUCCCAAACCUGACGGCAUGAGACCCAAGACUCCUGUACUUCCUGUCCAUUGAGAGAAGAAAGGGAUACGUGUCAAAUGUUGUCUUCUCACAUCAGAUGGAAGGUGCAGGAGUUGAUGAUUUUAAUCUGGCUUGACGCUUUAAUCAUCUCAGAGUAAAUGGAGCUGAGCAUGGGUUCAUUUACUGCUGUUGGGCUUCAUUGGGCCUCAAUGCAGCAUCCAUCCCCAGCGAUGGCCGUACAUGUAUUCUGGAUAGUCAAGUUCGCCAAAUUCUUCAGGAAGUCGUAAGAUCGCUAGUUCAUUUAGAUGGUACAAAAAUACAUUUCUUAAAGGGAAAUUACAGGCUGCAGAUUGCAGUGAUCAUAAUUCAGAGAAGUAUAUCUAGUAGAGUACCUAGAAGUUUUGUGAGCUGGCCACAGAACGUUACCAUAUGUUGCCAGGACCAUCUAGGUUAGGCCACUGUAAAGAAAAAGGUUUGGAGGUCAACUGAGGAAGAUUAGUUGAAUGCAGAACAAACUGCCUCUUGGAGGCAGGUACCCUGAAAGAGGCUUGAAUUAUCAAGGCAUAGUAGACUUGUGGAACAUGGUAACUGGGAUUAGUAGAGAUAUCUGUGAUUGGCACAUGUAUGAUGGUGUGUGGAAUGGGCAUAGUGAACCAAAGGGACUGUUUACGUUGUGUGGCUCUAUUGUUCAUAAGAUGGCUAUUCUUAGCUCUAGGUAAUAAAAAGCAGCAAGCUGGAGCUAUACAGCAUUGAACCAAGCAAUUCAUCCCACUACAUCCACAUUGACCAUUGAACACCUAUGCAUAUUAAUCCCAUCCUCUGGCACUCGACCCAACCUUCAAUGUUUGGGCAAUUCAAGUGCCCAUCUAUAUACUUAUGAACUGCUUAUUUAGUGCAUUCCAGAUACUCGCCAUUCUUGGAGGAAAAAAUGCCUCUCAGAUCCUCUCUAUUCACCUAUUAUCUACCUGCCUUUGUCUCCCAUUUCCACUGUUUCCCUGCCUGGCUUGAUCUGCCCACCAUGUUUCACCCUCCUCUGUCUCCUUAUUACCUCUGUCUCCUGUCUCAACACUUGCCCUCUAUACUGGUUUUCUUCUUCAGUGUUAGUCCUCAUGCAGGAUUUUGACCACAAAAAUGAACAUUCCUUCCCUCUCCCUUCUAUAUUUGGAGUUCUUCUAGAAAAUUGUUGCUCAAGAUAUCAGCAUCUGCAGUAUACUCUUCCCUAACUUUCCUCUCCUUGCCCUAAGUCUAUAUCCUACUUCUAUGAACUCCUGAUGAAGCAUAAAGUUUUCUUUAGUGUACUCAAACUAUUCCCUUCAUAAUUUGAUAUACAUCAGUCACAUCCCUUCUUAAUUUUCUCCGCUCCAGGGAAGGCUGAUCUUGCUUCCCCUUUCUGGCCUUGAAACUGAAAAGUUCUAUCGUGAGGUGAAUCUUCUCUACACCCUUUGCAGCUCCAUUGCGUCGUGUAAUAUGGUGGCCAGAAAUGAUAACUGAAUGCACUACUCUAGUUGAUGUCUGACCAACGUCUUAUAAAGUUGGUGCAGAUUCUCCCUCUUGUAUUUGGUGUCAAUAUCCCACAUGCUUUCUUAACCACAUUAUUUACCUGUGCUGCCACUUUCAAUAUCACUUUGUUCCUCAGUACUGCCUAGGACCCUGUCACUCAUGGUAUAUAUUCUACUCUCAAUAGUAUUCCCAAAUUACAUCACUUUACAUUUAUUUGAAUUGAACUCCAUCUGCCAUUUCUCUGUAUUUUAUCAAAACAUUGAUAUCACCCUAUAGCCUAGGACUACCUUUCACAUCUGAAUUUCUUAUGUAUGCGUAUUACAAACAGCAGGGGUCCCAGCACUGAUCUCUAUGGAACAUCACUAGUCAAACAACCCUGUACCCAUCACCUUCUGUUUUUUAUUGUCAUGUCAGUUUUGGAUCCAGUUUAUCAACUUGCCAUGGAUCUCAUGGGCCUAACUUUUUGGGCUAGUCCCCCAUGUAGGACGUUUUCAGAGAAUUUACUGAAAUCCAUGUAAGCCAAAUCUACUCACUGUCCUCAUCAAUACACUACGUUACUUUUCAAAACAUUCAGACAAGUUCUAUUCUUAAAAAAGCUAUGCUUGCUAUCUCUGAUCAGUCCCUACUUUUCCAAGUGUUUAUGACCUCAAAUGUUUUUUACCCCAGUACGUUCCUUACUUCUGAUAGGCUUACAAUUCUGUAAUUAUGAGGCUUUUUCUUUCUACCCUUCUUGAAAACCAUGCCACAUAAUGCAAUCCUGUUCUCUGAUGAUUGUAAUAAGUACUGUUUACUCUUUGCCAUAAAUGUUGCUUGUCCUGCUAAGUUCCUCCAGCAUUUUGUGUGUGUUGCUAAGUAGUGUUAAGGAAUGUUCUCUUAGGUGGAUUGUUUUUGACCUUGGCCUAGAUCAAGUAAUGGUAUAAUUGAUUUAUGGAAUUUAAAAUUAAGACUGUUUUUGUUUCUGAGAUUGCUCUGACCAGUUAGAAACCAAAUUCUACCGGUCUAUGUUUUCUGAAAUAGGUAUACUGGAAUUUGGCUUCAAAUGUUGAAAGAACAGCAUUAUUAGAAAACCUUUAACUCUCAAUGGGAUAAGUUCCUGUACAUUAUUUCUUGUUUUGUCACAUGACAGAAAACAUUUCCAUGUUUCAGGCAGCUUCAUCCCAUAGCAAAAUGUUUUCAAUGUCAACUUCUCCUUUUAUAGGUACAUAGAAAAAAAACUUCUUAUUCCAUUGGAAAAAUAAUGUGGUUCGUAGAUAUUUUCUAUAUUAUUCACAGUACUGCUCUUGAAGUAUAGUGAUUACCCCUGGCUAGAAAUAACCUGCUAGUUAAAUCUUACUCAUGAAUGUCUUCAUUUAUAAAUAUGGAAAUGGUUUUCCCAUUCAUCUAAUGAACAUUUAGUACAUUGAAAUGUGAGGGUUUGACUUACAGAUUUAUCUGAUUAGAGCUAUGGCUGGACCUGAGAAUUUGGGAAUUAAAAUUUUGGCCUUUCCAGCUUCCAAGGGAUUUGAAUUUGGUUGCAAAUACUGCACUAGAUCAAUUAAUGUUGUAAUGCUUUGGAUAUUGUUCUUUGGAAUUUAGGGUUCUGAUAUUCAAAAUAGUUAAUUUACAGUACUAUACCGUCUUUUGGAAUAUGAAAGGUCCAAAUGUUACUUGUGCAGCACCUGAAGUAGUAUGUUUGGUAUCUUGACCAUCCAGUGCUUCAGACCUCCAACACCAUUCUAGCACAGGGAUGUAAGUAUAUAGGUAUAACUAUCACUUUUGUGUUAAUACAUUGAUUCUGCAUGAAAAUUGGAUCAUUGCCACCAUAAGUAUUACAGUGUUCAUUUUGUGAAGAAAGAAAUUAAUCAUUAAAAAGAGAACAAAAGUAUUCAAAGACCCAAGAUAUAUCCUGACUCGAGGAGAAACAACACAUCAUUGUUCAUAUGUAGAGUCUGAGUUUUACAGAUGUGGAUAGGAAGAUAUGUGAUUUGUAAAUUAACUAGCAAUCAACUUCAGAAUAAUCACUUUCCAGAAAUACAAAUUUCACAAGUAAGUAUUAGGGCAUUAUAGAAUGUUUGCAAAUGAAGCAGGUUGUUGUAUCUCAUGUGUCCAUGUUGUUAACACUUCAUCCAGAAUUUGGAGAUAUGAUAAACAUUACAAACAGCUGUGACGUUUUAGAGGUAACUUGAUCUUUGCUUUUGUUCCAUUUUCCAUCAAGUAGAAUCUGUGCAUUUAACUUCUGGAACUUGCAAAAGUGUUAUGCUUUCAUUUUAGUUGAAAGGAAAGACUCUUGUGCUUCAUAUUGGUGGUAUCCCCUAUUUUUGUAGAUUGUUAAAUUCACAAAAUCCAUAGUCAUCCAUGUGCCUUGCCAGGUUGAAGUUUUGGUGAGAAAGUAAGAAUGAGCUGCAAGAUCUAUCAACGACUAGGAUUUUAAUUUAUUUCAAAUAGCAAUUUCACAUUAUUGUUCAAAAAUAAAUUGAUUAUUAUAUGCGUGUCCUAAUAUGCAUAUUUAGAGUGGCCAAGCAAUUAUGGCUUUGCACAAUCCAAAAGAAACCAUUAUAUAGAUAGACUUUCAAGAGUCAUUAUAGAAUUGAAGGAUUCAGCACUAGUGUAAACCAUGUAGGCUAAUCUUGAGUUACUUACAGAUGUUAAAAGCCCUUGAGAAAAAUUAAAUUGUUACCAUGUUAUGUCUAUUUUAAUAUUUGUGUAUGUGUAACAAGUCAAUCAGUAACUUUGUUAAUAUUAACUGGUUUGGCACAACAUAGUUCAUGUGUUGUACUGUUUUAUGUUUUAUGUCCUAAUAUUACCAUAAUUCUUUUUCUUAGAAACACCAAGUAAACAUGUGUAAAAUGUAUCUUGACACACUCAAAAAUUAGAUUUUCUUUGACUCCUGUCAAAAGUUGGUAAGGCCAUAUAAUUGUUAAAUGUAUUUGAAGGAAGCAAUUGUUAUGUACUUGCUGAUGGAAACCCAUGUGUGAAAUAGUGUAUAAUGUUUAUUUUAUCUAGGAGGUAAACAUUUUCUCAUUUGUAGUCCCAGAAUAACUGUGUGGAACCCUAUAUCCUGUCUAGCUUUGGAAAUAGAUUGCUGAUUCAGAAGCAUCACUUAGUCAGCAUCUGAAACUCCCCAUUCAAUAACUUUCUGGAAGCACCCUCUCCAAGUAGCCUCUAGUGGUUUAAAAUUUCAGUUUAGCUUCAACUUCUGGACAGUUAAAAAGGAUGGAUAGAUUCAGAUCCCAAGAAUGAAUGAAACCUUCUGCAACUGAACUAUCACUUUGAAAUUUUCCAGCAUAAACACAUUUCUCAUCUUGUGUGAGAGUUAAUGUGUAAGAAAGCAGUAGAGAGUUUGAAAAUCAAUAUUUUCAAAGCCAAAGUGAUAUAAUAGUGAUUUUUUUAUUCCUAACCCUUGUGGAUCAUUGCGGUUUCCUAUGAAAUAAAGAUAUAUUGGCGUUUCUUUAUGAACAGGAAAUAGACUCAAUAAAAUUUGAAGACUACAGAACAGCGAUGUUUGACCUUACUGCUCUCAGAUUGCAAAGGUGAGAACUGCAAAAUCAAACUGGUUAACUUUGUUUGCAACCUACUGAACUGCAAGAAAAAAGUUGAAUCAACAAGUGAAUUAGUUCUACUUUUAACAUUGCUUAUUUUGAGUCUUUAUCAGUGAUUUGUUUUAGAAUUCCAGCAGAGGUUGUUUUGGGCAUAAUUUUAACACUGAUUAGCUGUAGUAGCAACUGUAACAUUUCAUGUUUAUUGGACACAAUUUUACAGUUUUAGUUGAAAAAGUACAGAUUCUGGAAAUUUGAAACAAACCGAAAAUGCUAUAAACACUUAACAAAUAAAGCAGCUUCUAUGAAGAAUGAAGCAGAAUUAAUAUCUUACUUCAGUUCUCAUACAAGGUCGUCUGCCUGAUGUAUUGGCUGUCCUGCUAAGUAUUGUUUCCUUAGGGUUGUCAUGGCUGGUAGGGGGAGGGUAGUGGGUAUAAACUCCCACUAUUAAAUUCUCCCAAUGGCAUGCAUUUCAGGUAGCCUCUUGACAACCAAGUCCAGCUCCCGGCCUUCAUGUAUGCUUACCUACUAAGCCCAUUGGAACCAUUUCUGCUGUCAGGAAAAGGGGCAAAAGUGGGUUAAAACCAGUUGCUUCAAGCAGAUGGGGCUCAUCAGUUGUGGUUGGCAGCUCAUCCAGGAGAAAGGAAACCCUGAUCUUAAGCCUCCGCUGUCUUGCAACUAUAACCCACAUGGAAGGCUUCGGGAGUACCCCGAGGAAAUAUCUGGAACUGGAGUCCCUAAUGCAGUCCUACGUUGAGUUCAACACUGACUGGCAACUCUUGUGACGCCACUGAUACCAAUUUAUAUUAGUCUCUGCUGUUCCUUUGGGUUCAUUAGCUGUGUGGAGAAGGGAAGUGUGCUGCAUGAGCAAUAGCUUGCUCUUCAUAUUGUACUGCCCUGGUUUGCGUACUGGCUUACCAAAUGAUAACCAAUAUGCAAAAUCCAUAGUUGACACAGACCAGCAGAGGGCCUCAUUCCAGCAAAACAUUUAUGGUAUUUUAUUUCCUAUAGCUUUACAUUCUGAGCCUAUGGAUUUAAUCAAAUUUAUUGUAAAAUUACUUGGUAUUUGACAAGACAAAAAUAAAGACCUGA